Messenger RNA from Onychostoma macrolepis, 3592 nucleotides. RefSeq names its product toll-like receptor 7 (gene tlr7). Gene Ontology annotation, molecular function: pattern recognition receptor activity; protein binding. The record is from RefSeq and is a predicted model, not a curated record. The transcript has 2 exons. NCBI's taxonomy places the organism in Eukaryota, Metazoa, Chordata, Actinopteri, Cypriniformes, Cyprinidae. The coding region runs from base 299 to 3448 and encodes 1049 amino acids. Gene Ontology annotation, biological process: toll-like receptor signaling pathway; canonical NF-kappaB signal transduction; positive regulation of interleukin-6 production. Gene Ontology annotation, cellular component: plasma membrane.
AUAAUUCAUCCAUUAUACAUCACACAAAUUUAAGAUAACAAUGCUGAUAGGUUGUAGUUUGGUAAUAUAAUCACUUUGCAGAAUUACAAGGAAAAAGAUUCAGAACAACUUUGUUUUCAAGGGGAAGUUACGUUUAAAUAUACCCACUCUCACUUUUGUUUGUAAUUUUUUACAACAUUGGGGGGUUAACAUUGGUCAAUAACACCUGUUCUUCAAGUAGCACAGGGUGUGCAACUUGAAAAACCAGCAAAAGUACCGAACAACAAGUCACGAACGUCAAAAAAGAACCCCAGGUCUGAUGAUGAUGAUGACAGAGAAGACAUUCACCAUCUUUGCUGGUCUCAUCUGUUUGCUGAAUGCAGCUGAGUGGUACCCCAAAAGUCUGAAGUGUGACGUUUCUCUGGUUAGUAACGGGAGUGAGGUCACCGUCAACUGCACUGAACGAGAACUAACCGAAAUUCCUUUGGGAAUCCCAACGAAUACCACCAACCUGACCCUAACGAUCAACCACAUACCCCAUAUUACGAAUGAUUCGUUUCACAAACUGCAGAACAUCACUGAGAUCGACCUGCGCUGCAACUGCGUACCAAUCAAGGUCGGACCCAAAGACCGCGUCUGCACCCAGAGCUUGACGAUUGACAAUGGCACCUUCUGGAAGCUAAAGAACCUCAAGUCGCUUUAUUUGGAUGGCAACCAACUGUCCAGCAUACCCAAGGGCCUUCCUCCCAACAUAGUGCUUCUGAGUCUCGAGGUCAAUAGUAUUUAUUCAAUCCUUAAGGAGAAUCUGACAGAACUGACGAAUAUCCAAACACUGUAUCUCGGCCAGAACUGCUACUUCCGGAACCCGUGCAACACAUCAUAUUAUAUCGAAAAGGAUGCAUUUGUGCAGCUUGACAAGAUGACUUUGCUUUCUCUGAAGUCUAACAACUUGUCCUACAUCCCCCACCAACUACCAUCCAGCCUCAAAGAGCUGUACCUGUACAACAACAAUAUUCAGACAAUAACAGAAAUGGACUUUCACAACCUGACGGAGCUGGAGAUACUGGACUUGAGUGGGAAUUGUCCACGUUGUUAUAAUGCACCUUUCCCAUGCGUUCCAUGCCCAAAUAAUGCUCCCCUUCAGAUACAUCCAAACUCCUUCAAGACCCUGAAGAACCUAAAGACUCUUCGGCUUCAUAGUAAUUCUUUAACACACAUCCCUUUGGAGUGGUUUCAAAACCUGACUCAACUUAGUCUUCUAGACCUCUCGAGCAACUUUUUGGCUAAAGAGAUAACAUGCACCUCCUUUCCUUCGUUGUUGCCUAAUCUGGAAGAGUUGGAUCUGUCUUUCAAUUACGAGCUCCAGGUGUAUCCUACAUCCCUCAACCUUUCAAGAUCAUUCCAUCACCUUAAAUCUCUGAAGGUCCUAAGAAUCAGAGGGUAUGUUUUUCAAGAACUCAAGCAGGAAGACAUCCAACCGUUGGCUAAUUUGAACAAACUGGAGCUCAUUGAUCUCGGCACAAACUUCAUAAAGAUAGCACAUCUCAGCGUCCUGAGGAACCUGAAAAGCUUCAAAAUCAUCAACUUGUCCGACAACAAAAUCUCAAUGCCUUCUCAAGGAGAAACUUUGCUUUCUAACCACAGAGAAAACCAUUAUAGUUCUCCAAUGUCGCAAGGUGCACAGUACCACAAUGGAGAAGUGAAGGAUAUGCACUAUUUCCUUUAUGACGAAUAUGCACGCAGCUGCAAAUACAAGGACAAGGAACUCUGGAUUUCAAGUCCUUUCAACAACGAAUGUAGUUCCUUUGGGAAAACGUUGGAUAUUAGUAGGAAUAACAUAUUUUUCCUUCAUUCCAGAUUUCUGGAUUUUGAAGAGCUGAAUUGUUUAAAUCUCUCUGGGAACGCCAUGAGCCAGAGUUUGAACGGUUCUGAGUUUGUCCAGUUGAAGAAUUUACAAUAUCUAGACUUUUCAGACAAUCGUUUGGAUUUGAUGUUCUCUUCAGCAUUUCAGGAACUGAGCAGCCUGGUGGUUCUGGAUAUCAGCCGUAACAGCCAUUACUUUGUGGCUGAGGGUUUAACUCACAUGCUGAAUUUUACAAAGAACCUGGGUAAGCUGAACAAAUUAAUCAUGAACGAUAAUCAAAUCUCGACAUCUACCAACACGGAAAUGGAGAGUUUUUCUCUGGAGCAUUUGGAGUUUAAAGGCAACCGUCUUGAUAUGUUGUGGAGAGACGGAGACACAAGGUAUGCCAACUACUUUAAGAAACUUUUGGCCUUGAAGUCUCUUGAUAUCUCUCGCAACAACCUAAACUUCAUCCCACUAGACGUUUUUGAAGGUCUUCCAGACACCCUCACAGAGCUGUACAUCACUGACAACCGGUUAAAGUCAUUUCAUUGGGAGGGCCUUGUGUACCUUAAAAACCUAAAGCUGUUAGACCUCAGUGGGAAUCACCUGACAGAUGUUCCUGCAUGCUUGUCUAACUAUACAAAAUCAAUCCAAACUCUGGUUCUACACAAGAACAACAUUGUAAAACUGACUCCCAAUUUUCUCAAGGAUGCAUUCAGCCUCAAGGUCCUGGAUCUCAGUUACAAUCGCAUCCAGUUCAUCGAUGAGUCGAGCUUCCCGGGAAAUGUUAUAGACCAGUUGCAGACCCUUUACUUGAACAACAACCGGUUUGUGUGCUCCUGCAAUGCCACGUGGUUUGUCCGAUGGAUCAACCGGACGUCUGUGAACAUCCCACGCCUUGCAAUGGACGUCACCUGCGCUUCACCAAGUGCCCAAAAAGGUCAAAGUGUGAUUUUCCUCAACAUCCAGGCCUGCCAACACAACUCCCUAUCCAUCAUCCUCUGCAUUUUACUGACAUCUGUGAUUCUCAGCAUCCUCACGCUCACCAUCUCCAGCCAUCUCUUUCUUUGGGAUGUUUGGUACAUCUACCACUUCUGCUUGGCCAAACUCAAGGGAUACCGUCGGCUUUCCUCCAACAGCACUGUCUACGAUGCCUUUGUUGUCUACGAUACGACUGAUCCAGCUGUUCACGAGUGGGCCAUGCAAGAGCUUCGCGUUCAACUGGAAGACAAGGGUGACCCGAGGAUGCAACUCUGUUUGGAAGAGCGGGAUUGGGUUCCUGGAUGUCCCCUCAUUGAAAACCUUUCCCAAAGCAUACAGUUGAGUAAACGCACUGUUUUCAUUCUGACUGGACGAUACAUCAAGAGCGGCAGCUUCAGGACAGCAUUUUAUUUGGCCCACCAGCGACUCAUGGAUGAAAGGAAUGAUGUUAUCGUACUGAUAUUCUUGGAGAAAAUACCUUGUCAUUCCAAGUACCUCAGACUGAGAAAGAGGUUGUAUAAAAAAUCAGUUCUCGAGUGGCCGAGGAACCCUCAAGCGCAAAGGUACUUCUGGUUCAGUCUCAGAAGUGUUAUGGCAACUGAGAGUCAGCAAUACAACACACUCUUCCAGGAAACUCUGUGAUUGGGACACACUCCAUGGACUCGCUGACACAUCUGAAGCGUUAACUUUAUUUCUGCAUUUGAAAGCUUCUUCCUCAAAACCACCUUUAAUUUAAUGUUGGUAGACUUUGUUUUAUUGUCCAUAUAACUACAAAUAAAAAUAACA